Molecule: messenger RNA, 426 nt
Organism: Rotaria sp. Silwood2
Lineage: Eukaryota; Metazoa; Rotifera; Eurotatoria; Philodinida; Philodinidae
Source: the annotation of a GenBank genome assembly
AUGAAUUUUAUCACCGGCACAUGUUUGUGUGGUCAGAUCAUUGUUACUAUUACCAAAGAAGCACUAGCUGCAACCGACAAGACUUAUAUAUGUCGUUGCAAGAAUUGUCGUCAAUCUGGUGGCUCUCUCGCAUCAAUCGGUAUUAUUGUUCCUGAAUCAGCUUUUAAUAUCACCGGACAGCCAAAAAUAUAUCUUGACAGUAAUACGGAUAGUGGAACAUCGAUUCAACGGGCUUUUUGUGGCAAUUGUGGUAGCCAAAUUUAUACGGCUUCACCCACUAUGCCUGGUGUCAAGAUUUUGAAAUUGGGAUUAUUUGACGAAAUUCCUAAACCAUCUAUGGAAUUGUAUUGUAGAGAAAGACCAUCUUGGGACAAACCAAUUGAAGGUACAAAGCAAUUUUAUACGAUGCCGACCAAAGAUUCAUAA